Pomacea canaliculata is the source of this 6292-nucleotide messenger RNA. RefSeq names its product fos-related antigen 1-like. Gene Ontology annotation, cellular component: nucleus. Gene Ontology annotation, biological process: regulation of transcription by RNA polymerase II. Gene Ontology annotation, molecular function: DNA-binding transcription factor activity, RNA polymerase II-specific; RNA polymerase II cis-regulatory region sequence-specific DNA binding. Lineage: Eukaryota; Metazoa; Mollusca; Gastropoda; Architaenioglossa; Ampullariidae. The record is from RefSeq and is a predicted model, not a curated record.
CAUAGUAAAGGAGGUAUUCCCUCACUCCGAACGGUGACUCAUAGAGAGAUUCUCCUGAAAUUCCAAGGACGGUGCCACCCAACCGCUAGUUGUGAGCAGACAGUGCCAGACGAAGACAGACUUUGGUUUUACACGCCAGCGCGCGCCUCACACAAGGGAGCACACUCAGCGACAGCAACUGUAGAAUGUUUCCCAGCCAGGAGACUUCGUACGCCGAGUCGAAAUACGUGGCAGACAUCUUAUCCAGCAUGUCCAGCGGAGGCGAGCCGAUCACUCCCUCGCAGUACCCUAUGCCCAACUUCUUGACAUCAAUGAGUUCGGGUACAGGAACAACCCCAACACUCACUCCAACUAGCCUUGCCAACCUGGAGCAAACAUUCAUUGAACUUCAAUCUGUGCCAGUUGGAGGGUCUGCGGGACCAGGAGGUUGUGAACCGCACACUCAGAGUGGUUUUGUGCCACCGGUCAUAGAUCCCUCAAGUCGUGAGCAAUCACAGGAUUCUUUUGAGUCGGAUCCUGAGUGGGAACCUGUGAUUAAACGAGGGAGGUCCGACAGUGGAAUUCUUGGCUCCUUGGGCAGUAAUGGGAGCCAGUCCUCAGCUCCACAGAGAAAGUACACGCGCAGAAACCGCAAUGAAAAGUUGUCCCCGGAAGAAGAAGAAAGGCGACGAGUGAGACGAGAGAGAAACAAGCUGGCAGCAGCCAAGUGUCGCCAGCGGAGGGUGGACCACACCAACAUGCUUGUCGAGGAAACGGAAAAGCUGGAGGCCGAGCGCAGCGACCUGGAACACGAGAUUCAGGUGCUGCAGCAGCAGAAGGACCAGCUGGAGUUCCUCCUACAAGCGCACGUGCCCAUCUGCAAGGUUGACCCCAACGCCGGUGUGUUCAAGAUCAAGCGCGAGCCGCCGGACAGCAGCAACAACGCCCCCGUGACUACCUCGUCCUCCUCCGUCCCGUCCGUCUGCAGCUCCCGCCCCACCAGCCUCCCCUUGGACCGGCCGCGGAAUGGAGAACUGCCGGUUGUGGUCUCCUGCGCCACCGGGGUGCCCAUAUCCACCCCGUCCUCCGGACUGUUCACUUACUCCAGUCUUGACAGCUUGGUGGACGGCUCCACGGGCCUGACCCCGCUGACCUCCGGACCCCGGCGUUCGUGCGCUAGCCAGGUGCACCGCAGCGAAAGUGAGAGCGGCACGGAGGCCGUGGGGUCGCCGACACUCAUCUCCCUCUGACUGUGCUCGCCAGGACCGCACGGUGCAUGAAGAACACACUGGAAACGAUGUCCGUUAAAUAUUGUGACAACAGUGACUUACAUUCGAUAAGAUCAGAAAUGCGUCCCUCGCUGGACAUGAAGCAGCACUCGUUUCCUCACUGGUCAAGUCAACAGCAAGACCUUUCCUUCAAGCUGACAUGCACGUGCGCCCUACACGACCCUCGCCAUAUCUAGAUCAGCCUCGCCAGAUACACUAAGCAAGCCAGAUAGGAGGUUUCUCAUAAUUUGUUUUGCUUGCUUGUGUCUUGGUUGCCUAACGCACGAAUUUUUGUAAAGUCUUGGGGGUGGGGGAGACAGAGAGCCUUCCAGAACUGUGUUGUCAUGAACACCGAUUCGCAUUUGAUAAUCAGACUCUGAGACUGACAAUAACGACUGUGCCAUGUUCUGCUGCUUCUUCCUGAGGACACACAAACAAUGGCACAUCCAGGCCUUUUGUUUAUGCAAGCGACGAGACAACAAGUGGAUCAUAGACUCAUUCAUGUUUCAACUACAAUAUUUUUUUUCUCCAAGCGCCCUUCACACAACACUUUGUAUUUUGCUCCUGUGACACCCAGGAACCAAUCGUAAAUUAAUCGAAAUAAUGGCCGUGUCUAUUCAUUAAAACUGAAUUUAAAUUCGUCGGUCUUUUGAUAUAAAUAUUUGGUAAACAUUGUAAAUUAUUGUAAAUUAGUGUUAAAACUACUGUGGUUAAAGAAAAAUAACAACAACAGUAGCACGUAUUCCGGCUAAGAUUUGACCGGAUAAGAAAAUAAAAAUAACAGCAAAACAGCCGAGAGCAAAAUUUGUUUUUUGAAAGUGGAUAUGGUCACUGAAAGAUUGGUAAACAAGUAGAUUAGAGACCUAUAUACCUUUGGUGGGAUGCUCGCAGCUUUGACAGCUGUUCAUGAGUGCGCAGGUGUCUUCAGUGCACACCUGACUGAUUCCCUUGACGACCGGUGACUGAUAAAGGUAAAUCCGAGUGACAUCCAGACUUCAGUCGGGAGUUAACGGCCGUUGUUAUUGGGCACAAAUAAUUUUUUUUUAAUUUAAUUAAAAGGGUAGGGGUCAAAGGAGAAUAAAAUUGUCUCUAAACCCCGUAACAACACUAAUCAGGCGUGGAGCUAAUUUAUGCAUGUGUGGAUGCCCUCCUCUAAAUUUCAUUGGCUGCCUAAGGCGAACCGUCUUUCUCCAACUGUGUUAACAGCAAUUUUACAUCGGUAUUGGUGGAAAUACACCGGCGCCAUGUCUGCAAAACUGAGAACAUUUUUGUAAAACAUCCAACAAUAUAUUUGAAAGAAUGGUCUAACGGGAUCGCAUGUUAACUGCCUUGUAUCCGAACCACUGCUUCCAAGCGAGCAGAAGUUUACAAACUCUUUGGAAUACUUUCAUCUACAUUUUUGUACCAUUUUCUGCAUUGCUAUUUAUUAUACAUUUUUAUUACAAAAAUACUGCUUCCAAAUUUUCUUCAUAAUAAAACGUGAAAGGAAUUGUGGCUUUGUUCUUUCUGACUGUACUUCUUCCUGAACUAUUUAUAUUGCAAUAGCUGAUGAUGAUGCACACGGUUUUGUAUACGAAUUUUCGAAAUGCUGCUAUAGAAAUCUUGUCAAUGUUAUGUGUUUUGUGGUCUUCAUGUUAUAUCCACAUACUGGAUAGCUGUAUGUCUGCCGGCAGUUGCCUAAAAGGAGUAAUAGCUAUUUUUUAUUUCCACUGAUAAGUUAAACAUUUUCAAGUAUAUUUCAUAUACUUUCAUAUCUAUGCGUUUUUAUAUUAAACACUGUAUUUAAAAGGGGAGAGAUAUAUUUUUUCUGUGACCUGACCUCUGAUUUUCUUUAAAGCAUAAAGUGACUACAAAACGGGAUUAGGCUCGAAACAAUCCCUGUCCCCCAUCCAGCUGCUGAAAUUUUUUCGACUUGUUGUCAAGCUCUGCCAUUUUGUACCAGCUUGUGCUUGUUGAGGGAAUCACAUUGGCAUUCAGAGUCUGAAUGCAUGGAUUAGAAAUAACCCUGCGGUACCCUUAUGCUUUGCACCUCCGUUCUACCAUGUGUGAAUGGGAUAUUCUGAGAAUCCUGCCUUCCAGUAUUCUGGCAAAUUGCUGACAACAUUUGCAAUACAGUGAAGUUAACCGCUGUUGUUAUGCUGAUGUUUCAUGGAGAUUUUUUACAAAAAUAGUUAACAAAAUAUCUUCCGCAUAAAAAAAAUGGUUUACACAAUUACAAGAGGCUGGAGAAUACCGCGUGAAGGAUACAAUCUUUGCCUACAAGUAUUGCAGUUUAAAGACCGCAAAUAGUAACUUAUUGGUGACGUAGUGCUGUAUAAUUAUUUUAAUGAGCAAAUGGUCAGCAUAACUGUUUACAAAGUAUUUGAUAUGCUCAUGGAUGUUAACUGAAACAAAAUGACAUUUUGGCUUUGUGUGCUUGCGCAUUUACCUUUUUAUGCUUAUUGUCCUCAAACAUUUUCUUAUCUCUUUUUUACGAACUGCACCAUGAAGAGCCUUAUCAGUCCAGGUACUACCCGAGACAUUGAAAAAGCCUUUGACGUUUCUCUGUCCAACAAAUACUAUUUUUACAGAACGUAUACCUGAGCGCAAUGUACGAGAAUGUUGACACUUUACCGUCACGUGGUCUGAAGAGAAAUCAAGAGCUGAACCAGGCGAACCACUUUGAUGCAUUUAUUUUUUACUGAAGUCACUGCCGACUCUGAAACUUGACAACAGAGCUAGUAAGACAUACAUGCCUGUAUAUUGUGCGCGCGCAGCCUGCGUGCUGUUACGAAAAUGUAUCUAUGUGUCGUUGUUUGCAUUGUGUUGGUUCCAUCACGGUAUCCAUGCUACUGACGAAGGAGUAUUAUGGGGUGUAUUUCUGUUUUUUUGGUCAGUGAUGAGGGUAUGCGAUGUUGAUGACUGUACUCUCAUGAUUCACUUUGCGAUGAUAAUUGUGUGCGCCAUCUCUGCAAUACUCAGGAAGACAACUGAGAAAGCAUAUCCGUCUGUUAGUAUUUUUCGCCAUUCCUAGGAAAUGUUUUUGCAUGAAUAAAUUAUGGAAAUGUUCACAGAUGUUCACUAAACGCCCUAUGCUUUAUUUAUUUAUAUGUUGAAAGACAAGUACAGGAAAGAAGUAGGUACAGUAGGUCAGGUGCAAUAGAAUGGUGAAGUUCGAUUAGGUAUCCACCAAUGUAAAUAGGUGUAUUUUAAAUAAAUAUGAGAGGAAAUUUGCUAGAAAAUAUCUAAAAUAAAAUUAAAAGUGCAUCAUUGCUGCAGAAAAAAAUUGGUUAAUCUUCAUGCAAUGAGAAUUGCAUUUUACGCUCGAGGUUGUGCUGGUGGACUGGCAAAAGUUUCAGAUCAUGUGACAUGAAUUACGGUAUUCUUCUGUAAUACAAUUAAUUAUUGGAUAAGAUGUCGAUCUGGUUUGUUUCUGAGUUUAAAAGGGCAUUCCAUUGCAGUCCAAAAGGUUCCACCCCAUAUCACCCUCGCUGCGUUCAUUCAGGUUCUGUCAGAUGAUCAUCAAGAGCAUCUGGAUUCUUGGCAAUAAUGUUAGGGUCAGUAUUGACAGUUAUGUGGGGUGGAAUAUGUGUAACAGAUCUGAUGAAAGUGAACAUUGUAUUGUAAGUGUUCAUACUUUUGUGUUGUUUGUUUGCUAUUUUCCAUUAUCUUUGCACUUAGGGGGAACUGCUGUGAAUAAUCUUUACGACGAAAGCGCUUACUACGAUGGGCUCGUGCAACUGACUGGGGAACAAUAAAUACUCAGUUCUGCUUGUAUAUAUAUAUAUCUGUAUCGUUAUAUGUUAUACAUUAUGUAUAGAAACACAGUUAUUAAUUCUAAUUUUGUAGACCUUUUGUUUGUUUGGUUACAUGUCUGGGUGUUAGGUGAACUUUCUGACACAGAACUGAUAUUUUUUUUAAUUUUAACUUUUUUGGGUGGUUGGGAGGGAAGAUUGAUGACCUGCAGAUAAUGCAAUAAUGGCAGUGACAUGUGUUGGCCUGUAGUCAGUCAUGUUUGCUGGUAAAAGUUCUCGAAUCUUUUGUUGUAAACCGUGUAGUUAUCGGUUUCUGUUAAUAUCCGUACGACAACUUGUUCUGCUGUUUGUCUGUCUGUUGUCAACCGCACACUGCCAUCUUAUCUCAGAAGCUUUCCUCGUUGACUUUUCACAGGCUUAUCUGCGAGAAAUGGCUUUUGUUGACCAUACACUUGCCUAGAAAUGUAAGCCCCAGGGGGCUGGUUGCAUAAAUGUGUUUCUAAAAGUACAAACUGUUCUUGAGCAGUAAUUUAGAAACAUUUUCUUUUAAAAGUCUCUCCUGAACCAUUUAAAUGCAUUGCAUAAGUGCUUUCAAUAAAUAUGCUAAAUAGACCGAAAUUCCGAAAAGCGGUUUUAUUCAAAUAAUAAAAAAAAAAAAAAAGAUUGUGUUUCUAUGAAAGUGACUACCUAACUGUAUUGAAUCCUAAAUUUAGAAAUGUGUUGUGCAACUGGUCUCUGGGGUUAAACUGCAAGAGAAAGACUUGUCUUUAGCAGCCAGAGGCACAACCAAGAGUUUAUGAGUAGUAUACUAGUCUCUUCACUCUUUGCACAAUCCACCCACACUCCACCCGUCUGUCUGAACGUUCACAGCUACCCGUAUUUUUAUUUUAUUUACUUAUUUAUUUUUUUUACAGUAGCUCGUACAACAGAUUUGAAAGCAGGUUGUAGCUUAAACGGUCAAGUCCUAAGCUGUUUUAGUUCUGGUACCAUCUAUUUUAAUGUUUCAAAUGCAGAAAUGAAGUCUGCUAGAAACUAAUUUCUGGCUCGAAUGUCUGUGUGUCUGUGUUCUGACUAGUGUGUUAUUCAUGUGUAGCUGGAAUGUCAUUGAAAUGUGUUGAUGAUUCUUGCCUUCACUGGUGCUCUUGAGUCGGAGUAGGACACUCUACAUCUUCCACUGUAUAUUUCAGCUUUUGAAGUAUAUUUUUACAAUAGUCAUAAUUUGCUGGUUUACUGAAACAAGCGUUGCUGUUGUUAUCAUCAUUUUCAUUUUUUGUAUCUGAUGCUCAUCACAAUAAAUAUUCACGCAGCUUA